Asparagus officinalis (garden asparagus) is the source of this 1089-nucleotide messenger RNA. RefSeq names its product replication protein A 70 kDa DNA-binding subunit-like. Gene Ontology annotation, cellular component: nucleus. Gene Ontology annotation, biological process: DNA replication; DNA repair; DNA recombination. Bases 1 to 1089 code for a protein of 362 amino acids. Lineage: Eukaryota; Viridiplantae; Streptophyta; Magnoliopsida; Asparagales; Asparagaceae. Gene Ontology annotation, molecular function: DNA binding. The transcript has 11 exons. The record is from RefSeq and is a predicted model, not a curated record.
AUGAUGAUACUUGAUUUUGGGGAUAUAAUUGCUAAUCGUAUCACCUCAACUACCGUAAUAGAUAUCAUUGGAGAGCUUAUUACUAUUGAAAAUGUAAAAGAAGUUAAGAGCAAUGGAAGUAAAAGAAAAUUACUAGAGUUUGAACUCCAAGAUAGCAACAACAUUAAAUUGCAAUGCAGUUUGUGGGGUGAUUACGCUGUUCAAGUUUCGCAAUAUAUACAGAAAGCUAAUUCAGGAAUUAUUAUAAUAGUGAUUCAGCUUGCGAAGACAAAACCAUAUGGAGGUAAAAUUACUAUUACAAAUGCCUUAUAUGCGUCGAUAUUAAUCAAUCCCGACAUACCUGAAGUUGUUGAUCUAAAAAAAAGUCAGAUUCCAACUGAAAAAGCUUAUUCCAUCGAGGGUGAUUUUUUGUUAUUAACUGAACGGAAGACACUUGAUGAAAUUCGAGAGGCACGAGAGGUUUGCACAUGUGUGACAUUAGCAACUAUACAGAAAAUUCAAACAGAUUAUAAUUGGUUUUAUAAUGCCUGCAAAAAAUAUCAAAGGAAGAUAAAUGCUGAAAAUGGUAAAUUUUGGUGUGAGAAAUACAAUGAAAAUGCAAGAUUUGUUAUCCCAAGGUACAGGGUUCAGGUUUUAGUCAUUGACCAUACAUGUACUGCAUCAUUUAUUCUAUUUGAUCAUGAAGCUAAACAAUUUAUUCACAAAUCUGCAGUCGAAUUGAGGGAACGACUGACAAAAGAAGAUGAUGAUGAUUCAUUUCCUCAAGAGUUAGAUGUGUUGGUGAAAAGGAAACUUUUGUUCAAGAUUCAAGUUUCAGAAUUCAAUCUCAAUCAAAAUUGGCCUGUAUUUUCUGUCUCUAAAAUGACUAAUGAUGAAAAUCUGAUAGUAGCUUUCAGAGACAACUUAGAUUUGAACCAGGAGUCGACAGGUCAAGAAUAUUUCACUAAUGAAGCUGAAUCUACCAAAAAGAAAGAUGGUCUUGAUAAUGGCUCGCUAUCGGUCACUGGAGACAAUGAAGUUAAAAUUUGUUCCUCGGAUAACAUUACUCCUUGCAAGAGAAAUUUGUUGGAAUCUGAUGUCGAGCACUAA